CCCCUCUCGUCUUCGUUCUGGAGAGACAGUCAGGAGAAAGUCUUUGUCCGAACUGGCCGCCCGCAGCGCCCCUGGCGGUAGCAUCCAGCAACUCACAACAAAAACAAUGGAGUAGUAAACAUAUAACCGUGGUGAAACUAUGAUUGAGUUAAUGAAACGUAUGAGGUAAAUCUCAGAAGUGAUGGAUAACAUUGUAAAUACUAUGGAUACCAGAAAGCGGAGGAAGGAAGGGUCAUCUCGAACUCCAUCACUUGAAAGCUUACAGGCUUCACCCAAACGAGCACGUGUUCAUGCCCAACGUAAGUUCGCUCAAGGAUCACAGCCGAACAGCCCAGCACCAACUCCUGUAAAAGAAACACGAGAGUUAAGAGACAGAAGCAAUUCCAACGAUACAAGAAACCGUAUUGUUUCUCAGCCUCAAUCAACUCCUCCUCCAAUUUUAGAUAUAGUUGAAGUGCCCAUGAGACCAACAGUUGAAGAUUUUCUAACAUUUCUUUGUUACAGAGGGACACCACUUCUUCCCCCGGAGUUGGAACACUUUAAUACUCCUCAGCUGUUGGAAACUGCAGGUGACAGCCGUAGCCAGAGUCCUGCAAGAGAUGACAAAGUCAGGUCAUCUACUAAAAAGAAGCAAGAAGGCUUGAUAUUUGACAAAAGAGAAAGGGAACUUUCCAAGGAGGCUGUCAAAAAGAACCUGGAACAUAGCACAGACAUAGAAGAUUAUGAAGCUACUCCACCAGUUCGUGUCACACGCAGUUCCACUCAACCCCCUCAAAUCUCCUCUACAAAUGCUGUGGAGCAGCAUCACUCCCCACAGAAGGUCUCCAAAAGAUUGAUGAUUAAGAAGGCUUUAAUACUCAGAUCUAAAGCAAAGUCACUAAGGAUACAAGAAAGAAGAGAGGUGUCGCUACGUAAACUUGACAAGCACUUGGGUGAUUCUUCUCAUGCUCAAGCAAGUGUUAUAGCCACCCGCUCAGGCCGACUUCUUCACAAAUAUCGUGUGUCAGCAACAACUGCAAUGGCCCGUAAAAAAGCUAAAGUGGCCAAACUUUCAUCAAUGAGACCCAAACAGAAGUUAUCCAGAAUAUUACAGAGGUUAGGGGGCACUUCUACACAUUCCGAUACCAGGCUCCACAGAAUAACCAGAAGCCAAGUAGAAGCCAAGGAUUCCUGUACAGAGAAGCGCAGAGAAGAAACACAGGCAGUUGGAACUGAGAAAGCCAACAGUCAGGCAGAUGGAGCCAAAGAUGUGAGAAAAGAGAAGGGAAACCCCAAAGUAACCAGAUCUCUCAGGCUACUUAGGCAACAUCCUGAUGGCAAGAAGGUCUAUGUCAAGAAGGUGGUGAAAAUCAACAACAAAGGAAAAUCGUCAAAGGAGUUAAACAGUUCUUCAAAAUCAUUGUCAUUAUCUGAACCCCCUGUCAAUGAAGAACCUGUUCCAAUGGCUCGACGGUUAAGAAAAAAAUCCUCUACACCGGCUGGUUCUGGCCUAGAAAGCAGUGGUACCACAUCUUCACCGGGUUCACGGAAUUCAGGUCCUGGGGCUCCAAGUAGUAGUAUGAAAGUGAAUUCAGAACCAAAAGGAGAUUCAAAAGUUUUGGAAGGCAGUGAAAAAGUUAUGCAGAAAUCAGUACAAAAGAAGUUGAAUGAUGUGAACGGUAAUCAGAGGAAAGCAGACAUGCCUUGCAACACUAUAUCUGAAAGUUCACAUGUUAAUGAUGAUCCUCAGUCACCUAAUGAUAAGAUAUGUUCUGAAUUAGAAGAAUGUCAGAAAUCAUCAGAAACUUUUUCUUCAGUGGCUGAAAAGAAUUCAGAAAAGAGCACUGUUAUUGAUGUGGUGUUAGAGCCAAAGGAACAGUGCACUGACAUUGAGGACAAGAGUUCUUCUGUAGUUUUACAAAGUAAAAUGUUAGAUGAUGAGGUAUUGUUACCUGUGGGCCAAAAAGACACUGAAAUUUCAUCAAAAGCAGAAUCGUCACCAUCACAAGCAGUUAAUGCUGACAUUACUGUAGUAAAUGAUGGAUUGAGUAAGUCACCUGAAGGAGCUGUUGAAAGUACAAAAGAUAUAGCAGCAGCAAGUACUUUAGUUAAUGAAGAGGUUCAGAAAGAAUCUGUCAAGGAAGGGUCCUUAAUUGAUAGUGAUUCAUGUGCAGAAACCAAUCAAGAGGAAUCGAAGCCUGAACAGGUAUCCCUUAACGAAGAGAAAUCUCUUCAGGAAGAACAAGAAAAACACACGUCACAGACCGAGUUAUCUUGUGUUGCGCAUGAUAAACCCACUGUCACUCCGGAAGAAUCCAUAAUAACUGGUGCUGAGAUGGCUAUAAUUCAAGAAAAGCCAGAGACAGAUUCUGAGAAUCCUGAGCAUGCAGCCAGUGAGGAGAGUUGUCCUGAAAAGAAGUCUGGAAUACCAGAAGAACCUUGUGGCUUGGGAUCUUCAACUUCUAUGGAUGAAAAUGAUAAAGAAUUGACAUCAGAAAUUGUCAAGGAUGAACAUGUUAACAGAGAGAUAACAGAAAAUGGUGAUACCUUAAAACCAGUGUCAGUAUUAUCAAGUAGUAGUAACCACCAGUCUAUUAAUAACAAUGUAAUCGAGAAUUCCUCUGUAGUUCAGUCAGAAAAUAUACUAUCUGUAGAUUCAGAAGAAAAUAGUACAAUUGAAUCAACAAAGGUGCCCCUCAGAUCUUCAGAAGAGUCAGGUGUGAAGUCCUCAGAUGCAAGCAGACAGGCAACAUCCACUAAGUCUUCCCAGAAGAAAUCUUCUGUAACGGAAGCAGCCAGCCCUAAUACAAACAAGAAAGUAAUUGGAAUCAGAGAGACUAGAAAAGUCAAGGAAAAUAUGGCAGCACAGAACCAGAAUGAUUCAAAUACUACUGAAGAAGAAAUGAACAGUGAAACUGGCAUUCGCACAAGGCCAAGCAGACGUACUAAGGAAGCCGCUACCGUUUACCUGGAGCUGAUUGGCCGUAAAUUAGCCAAAGAAUCCAAACCUAAAGUCGGCAUGCAUGGAGAUGAUUAUGGGGAUGAUGAAGAGGACGAUGACGAUGAUGCAGUUUCCAUUAGCAGUAUUAUGGAUCUGAAAGACCUUGCCAAAACUAAAGGAAGAGAUACAGAAAAAGAACGAAGAGAGAAGUUAUCCAUGUGGAAGAUGGAUACAGGCGAAGCUCUGUGUGAAAGUAAUGAAGCAGAAGAUCAGAAUGUUGGUACAGCCACCGUUAGAUAUAGCACAAGGAAAUCUCCCAGACAGAAACGAGAUGUUAUGGACCAAGUCACCGAAGAGGAAAGAGCAAGUAUAGGGAAGCGCAGGUUAUCCAAAGAUGAAUUGAAUAAUGAUGUUGGUGAAGAUAAGCAGGCUGUUGCAAAAGUAAAGAGGAAACUGGAAAAAGAAGAAAAUUCUGGCCUCGAAAAAGUUGAAAGUAAGUCAUUUAGCAAAGAAACUUCUCCUGCCACUCUGAGUUAUCCAGGAGGACAAAAGCCUUCGGUAGUAACAAGGGCUGGCUCCAGGAAUCUCAGGAGAACUCGAAGUGAUGCUGAGGAGCCCAGGAGAAAAGGUUCCCGGCCUUCUUCAAGGCGCUCCUCCCUGGAACUGGAUUCCCUUUCCAGUUCUAUAAAGCAGAAGCAGCUUGGUGGUAAGGGAAAACAAAACACAUUGGGAGAGAAUGUUGGAAGUGAAGCAGAGGAAGGCAUUAUAGUUCUAGAUACCAUAGUAGAUCAGUCAACUAGUGCUGAUAAUUCCAUUGUCAAUACAGGGGACGUCCCACAUUCUGUAACACAGUUGGAAGAGAAAUGUGAUAAUGUAAGUAAUUCCAUUGUAAGUGAUGCAAAAGAAGUAAUUGAUGAAUGUGGAAAAGAUGACAAGGAAAUGUGUUGUGAUAAAAAUGUAAACAAAAGUGAACUUGAUAUCAUAAAGACAGCAGAUUUCGAAAUUAAAGAAAACCCUAUUCUAAAGAAAACUGAUGGUGAAAGUAAAGAGAAAUCUUCAUUGAAGAAAACUGAUGAAAGUAAAGAGAGAACUUUGUCGAAGAAACCUGAUGUUGAAAGCAAAGAGAAAACUGUGAAGAAAACUGAUGUGGAAAGUAAAGAGAAAACUGUGAAGAAAACUGAUAUUGAAAGUAAAGAGAAAACUUUGAAGAAAACUGACAUUGAAAGUAAAGAGAAAACUGUGAAGAAAACUGAUGUUGAAAGUAAAGAGAAAACUUUGAAGAAAACUGACAUUGAAAGUAAUGAGAAAACUUUGAAGAAAACUGACCUUGAAAGUAAAGAGAAGCCUUUGUUGAAGAAAACUGAUGUUGAAGUGAAAGAGAAGGCCAAUAUUUCUGACUCUGAAAAUGAUAUUAUCUUUAUUUCAGAGAGUAAAGACAGGAUUGUCAGAUCCUCAUCUGCCAGUGCUUCUCCUGAAAUUGUGCACGAAGUCAUCAACAAAGCCCCUAUCAUAACUGGUAAGACUCACAGGACAGUGUUGCAAGACAGGAAAUCCCGAAAGAAUGUAGCCAAAGAUGAAGGGAAGUAUAUGAGCAGGAGGAAGAGCGCUGAAAAUUCAACUGAAAAUGUUUUGGGUCACAGUAAUAUGAAGAGUCAUUUGCGAGGGAAAAUUGGCACUUGUGGUAGUGGUGAUGACAGUAGUAAUGACACUGAGGAGAAGAAAUCUGUAAGGGCUUUUGGCAGGCAGAAGGUUGUAGGAAGCAGGAGGAGGAGCAGCAACCAUGAUGAAGCCAAAUUAAAUGAAGUUCUGGAAAGUGUAGCGAAAGAUUUUGAGAGAGACAUUGAUGAGGAUCACUAUGAUCAAAUAGAAAAAGAUUUUGUGUUAGGCAAUAAAUCCCCAGAUAAGGGUAUCAGUGAUAAAAUGAUAGAGCUGUCAGAGAAAGAGGAUUCAAAUUUAACAGAAUUCAUCAAUUUUUGUAUGGAUGAUAAAAUUUCCUGCAAUUUAGAAGCUUUUGGUUCUUCUGGAAAUGAGAGGACACAGUCUGGUAGUACAACACCUCAACCUGGCAGUAGCAGUCCCAGUUUGAACAAAAGAAGUGCAAGUAGUAAGAAACUGAGUGACGUUGUACGCAGUCUGCAAAAGAAACAGGCAGAAUCACCAAGUUCCACUUCAGGUCCAACAGAAAAUCCAACCUUUUUGAAGGACCUUAACACCUGGAGUUCAGAUAAGUUGAGGCAAGUGAGUCCCCACUCAGGCUCUUUUCACCUUGAGUCCCCUAGUACUUCUGCACCUAAAGUAACAUCACCAAAUGAUGCUUCAAUGCCAGAGAUUGUACAUAAUCCUUGUGCACCAACCACUACACCACCAUCACCAGAGAUGAUCACUUCCAAGGUACCUUCACCUCUACCUGAUAGACCAUUUCCCCAAAAAGUUGCUAUCACCAAAACUCCCUGUGUUGGACCUCCUACCAAUUCACCUGUCACUAGUCAUAGUUCCUCUUCAGUGGUGACAAUGACAACAUCUUGCUUGCAAGCAAAUGCACCUUACACUGCUGUUACUUUCAGUGCUAGUUAUAACGUAGUUCAUACAAGCACUGCACCUGUAGGGACUCCUGCUCCUGCUCCUGCCUGUGAUAUCCAGACUGUCAAUUCAGUACCAAAGUCAGUUCCUUUCAAAUCAUAUCAGACUUCCAAAGAUGAGGAAGUCACCGUUUUAUCAAGCAUUCCAGUGGCUGUAAAUCCUCCUACUUCAGUUAAUGUGUUAAACUCUGGUUUCUCUCCUACAGUUGUACCAGGUCUGCCAAAGAUAACAUCUAGUGUUACACUUUCGUCUCACGGUUCCUGUGUUUUAACUUGCGCAAAGUCAGUUGAUCUUCCUGCACAAAAGUCAAGCCCUAAACAGUUACACAUUGCUCCAAAGCCUUCCAGAUCUGCUACUCUGACAUCUUCCACACUAACAAACCCGUUACCUUUACCUGUAUUACCGCAGGGAGCUAUAAAGCAAGUACCCAAGCCUGUACAAAUUGCUCCAAAGCCACCUGCCUCUGCUACUCAAGUUCAUCAUAACACUCAGAUGUUAACUCAUCAGCCUACUCACUUAAUGCAAACACAGGUCCAAACUCCAAUGCAAGCUUUACCACAGCAAAUACAAGGUGUGAAAGCAAUACCUCAGACUGUACAGACUUUGCCAACAGCCUUAUCUCAGCCAGUACAGAAUAUGCAAGCCUUAUCUCAAACUGUACAAACUAUGCAAGCCAUCCCUCAGCCAGUACAAAGUAUGCAUCCUAUUCCCCAAACAGUACAGACAGUGCCACAACCUAUUCAGACUGUGCAGACUCUUGCACCACCCAUGCAGACUGUUACUGCUGUGCCCGUACAAGCAGUUAUAACGCAAACUGUAAUUAACCCAACUCAUAUAGUAACACCAUCCUCACCCGCUAGAAUGAUUAAUCACCCUGUAUUUGCAACAUCAUCCAAUCAGAGCACAGUCACUUACACUCUUGCACCUCACCCUAUAAGUCAGAGUCAGUUGCAGACUAACGUGGGUGCUGUUGCACGAGUAUUGACACCAACAGUGGUUGGAAAAGUAGCAACAAGACCUCAGUCCAAUAUGAUGACUCCAAAAGCUCCUGAGUCUGUAGUUACAUUAUCCCCAAGCACCAUUGCUGGUGCUGGAACAGUGAGACCCAUAGCACCAUUGCCUCAGCAAGUUCAGGUCACUCAACCACAAAUUCUAGCUGUCAAUGUUGUACCAGUAGUGUCUACUGCUGUGGUAGGGCAAGGUGGUUUGAUUACUAGACCACAAGGGUCUGCAGUAGUUCCACCAUGUCAUGUUUCCGGCAACCAACAUUUUGUUCCCCCUACUUCUACCGUCAACAGCGAGACUUGUGCUUCAAACCCACACUCUACUUUAGCUUUUUCACAGCACGUGCCUCUUUCUAAUCCCUCUACUUCUUAUGUACCUUCCAAUACAGUUGUUGCUGCUUAUCCAUUACCCUCUUCUGGGGUUGCUGUUAACCCAACUCAAAAUAAUAUGGGUAAUCCACACAAUGUAGUUUGUGAAACAGUGCCCAUAAGUGCAAAUCAUCCCUCUAGGGCUAUGAUGAUAUCAAAUCCACCAAACAUUAAGCCUGUGUGUAACAGCAAAACAGUUCAAAAUCCACAUCCUGUUUCUAGCAAUAUAUCAACAUCAACCACUGGAAUAUCUGUAUCCAAAUCAAAUAAUGUAGUGUCAAAUAGCAAUGAAACUGGUCAGUCUGCAGUCACAGAUAGGAGGCUUAAUUCAUCCACAACAACUGCUAUUGUAGAGGCUGCAUUUAGAGGCAACAUACCUUCAAGUGUCAAGAUAUCAGAAGCACCAAAGUCAGUUCAUAAGGUGAAUGGCCCUGUCUCCGUUACAAACUCCAAAUGUCAUUCAAGAGUACCUGAACUUAUGAAAUCUCAGAUAGCCUCUUCAUCCAUAACAAUUACAACCAUCGGAGAAGUUUCGCAGGGUAGUGCGAACAUGGCUAAUCUAAAACCAGUGACUCCUAUAGUACAGGUAUCUGGUAGUUCUGACUUAAACAUUAAGCUGCCCAUGGGAGUCAGUGUGGUUCACCACAAAGCAGGAGUGGGGCGAAGUGUUGCCAGGACGUCCCUGCCGUCCGUGGUAGGGACGUCAUCCUCUCUCUCUCAGACUUGUGAAAAUGAUAGGGGUGUCAGUGGUACAGUAUCACUGUCCGCAGAGAAGAGUAGAAGGGUCAUUCCUCCCCAGCUGAAGAAGGAUGAUGUUUACAACACAUUCAUAGCAACUUCGUGUUCCAAGUUUGACAGAGAAAAAGUAUCAAACCCUGUUUCAAAGACUGACACUAAUCUUUAUCAGCCAAAUGAAUCCCAAUUUAAAUCAAACAGAGAUGUUGCAGUCACAGCAGCUUACACUUCUUGUACAGAUAAAAGCAAAAUGUCUCACCCGCCACUCAGUCUGUCGCAGGAAAUCAGGCAAGUGGAUAAGGUGCCUAAUAGUAGUGAUAAGCCACAAAAUGAAUUUGAUAAAAGGACUGCAGAUAAAAGAAGAGAACCAUUGUUAAAAAGAACCCUGUUUAAAACCAAGAGUCAUGAAGAAAGAAGACCUACAAAUAUGUCACCUGUGUACAGAACUAAAAGUCAAGAUGACAAGAAGCCUUCUGGAGCAUUUUCUCCUUUGCAUGAAAGUAGCGUGUAUGCCUUUGAUGAGCCUGAUAUUGAAACUUCUCCAAUUGAGGUGUCACCAUUUUCACAAAGAAUUAAAAAUAUCCAGUCAUCCCCAGGAACAUCACCAGUAAAACCAUGUAAUGCAGUUAAGCCCCCUAAUCCUAUUCCUGUUGGUACUAAACCAUUAGGGAGAGUAAAUGUAGGAUCCAGGUGCCAUGUUUCACGUUCCUUAACUCCUUUGAUAUCAGGAAAACCCAAACCAGGUAUAGUCAGUAAUGCAAGUGCCACUCAACCUGUUCUGUCGGCAAAGAAAGCACCAUGCAGUCCAAAGGCUGUGAGUACUGCCACAGAUACAGCAGUAUGCACUACAAAGUUGGAUGCGGCUUCUGAGGCAGGGAAUGAGUUGAAUAAGACUGUAGAGGAAUCUCAGCAAGUGUCAGAGAAUAAUGAAUGUAUUAAGAAAAAUUCUAAUAGUACUUCUAUAGCUAUUCAGUGUGAUAUGGACGAGACCAUUGCUGAAGAAAGUGUACGAGCAAAUGAGAGUGGAACUCAGACAGAAGGACCAAGUAAAUUUCCUCUUCCUCCAUCAGCAUCUCCUUUUUAUUAUCUACCUCUUGCCAUGGCAGCUCUAGGGGAAAAAUUACCUGCACAGUUAGUGCAGCAAAUGCUAGCAAAAACACAAGGAAUAGUUGGUGCAGCCGAAGCAGGAUUAAUUCUUCAGAAAGCAGCUCAGUUGGCUCAGCAGCAUCAGCAAAAUCUUGCACAACAAGGAACACCUGGACCUUGCCUUGGAGUAUCUUCAGCAGUGAAGCCUAUUAAACCAGCUUCAGUUGCUCCUCUCAUAACAGGCAUUUCCAGUAGUCCUACUGUGACAAGUGCAACACCUGUGAAGCCGCCCGUAAGUAAAUAUCAAGAGACACCAGGUACAAGUGGUGAAACUGUUACAACCACAACCACCACAACCACAGUUUCAAAUGCAGAGUCUAAGGUAGCUGCAAGUAGUAGUUCUGUAAGUGUUUCAGCUUCCGAUUCUGUCAGUGUAACUUCAUCCGUAACUUCCGUAACCUCUCCCUCCCAAGUAUUAUCUUCCCCAUUGACCACUACUGUAACCCCAACUUGUGUUCCUUCCACCCCUACUUCAAAUGUUCCUGGAACUAACACUGAUCUUCCUUCACAUAUACCUCCUCAUAGACCUCAGCCUACUACCACAACCAUUCCUCCAAAUGAAGAGGUUGGCACUACUUCAAUAAAUAAGGUAGAACCCGAACCAAAGAGUAGAAAACGAAAAGGCCAGAGUAACGACGCAAAUAAAAACCAGUGCGACGACAACCCGCCAACAAGAAGACGCAGCGGUCGAGCGACCACUUUAGCCGCAACGAGAGCAACAGAGUCUGACAUGCAUGAAAUAGAAGAAUUGAGAAGAAACAGAAGGGCUAAACGGGCAGCUGCUGCUCUAGCAAAGGAAGAAGGCUGGAGUUCGUCUUCAGAGGCACCUUUAAGCCCCCAGAUGUCCCCAGACACAUUGAGAGGAUGGCCUCCUCCUAGAUUAACAAGUCCAACACCAUCUCAGAGUUCAGAAGGAACUACCUCUUCCACUCCAUCUCAGAGGGGAAAUAGACUGUCUGCGUCUCACAGUCGUAGACAGUCUCCUGCAAGCAAUAUUGAAAACAAAGGCUACUCUUCCAUUAGUGGAAUUUCUGCAUCCCACUUAGCUAAUAACUCAACAUCAGUUACACCCGACAAGAGUGCUGAAGAAUCCAUCGCCUAUGUGUGUGACAAUUCUGUUUUGGUUCGAGCGCCAUCAUUUUACCCAUCAGAAGAAGAAUUCAGUGAUCCACUGGACUACAUUGAAAAAAUACGGCCUGAAGCAGAACAGUUUGGAGUAUGCCGUAUUGUACCACCCAGUAGUUUCAAGACGGGAAAGUCAAGUUUUUUAAUUGUGAACUGGUAA
Molecule: messenger RNA, 10039 nt
Organism: Macrobrachium nipponense
Lineage: Eukaryota; Metazoa; Arthropoda; Malacostraca; Decapoda; Palaemonidae
Exons: 14
Coding region: 182-10039 (3285 amino acids)
Source: RefSeq, a predicted model, not a curated record